AUGGGCCACGAAAUGAGCUUACUGAAUAACAAGUUGUCCCAUCUCCUCCUACUCAGCACAUUCAGCGUCCUCAUCCUUCUUGUGACCAUUGACAUCUAUCUUUCCGUGCUCUCGCCAGCAAGGUGCAGCUUUUCGUCCAAGCCUUCUUCACAAAUUGCCUCUUCGAGUCAUGACAUUUCCCACGGAGGGAGGCUGGAGGUCGAGGAUGAAAUCUUAGGUUUGGGCCAGCAAGGCAAACAUGGGAUUGUCUUUCACAAACUUGAGGCUCUGGAGGACAUGAGCGCCGCAGGUGACGAGAAAUGGGAUAAUCUGUUUCCAGGUGACAGCUAUCUGUUCCUCAAUCCAGAGAAUGCGUCGUUCCCCCAGGAACCUUGGGGUGUUAGCAUGUUUCAUGGGCUACAUUGCUUGCAAGUCUUGCGGAGCAAGAUUCAAGAAUUCGAAGGACGGGUUCUCGGUAGCGAGCCUCUUGAAAAACAAGGUCAACGUGGGCAUCACCAUGCUGAAUCAGAUGAUUCCGGCAUCUCUGAUGCACAUUAUUUGCAUUGCUUCUCCUAUCUUGCGCAGGUAAGACCAACUACCAUUACCAGCAAUCUUAUCGGAAAUUCUAUGCAGAAAACUGAUUUGUUUUGCUUUUGA
Molecule: messenger RNA, 636 nt
Organism: Talaromyces marneffei
Lineage: Eukaryota; Fungi; Ascomycota; Eurotiomycetes; Eurotiales; Trichocomaceae
Exons: 1
Coding region: 1-636 (211 amino acids)
Biological process (GO): mycotoxin biosynthetic process
Source: RefSeq, a predicted model, not a curated record